AUGGUGGAACGUUUCCAUCGCCAUCUAAAGACUGCCCUGCGUGCCGUAGAAGACCCAGGAAACUGGUCGGUCAACCUUCCUCUUGCACUCCUCGGCAUCCGCGCAGCUCUGAAGUCGGAUCUGGGCUGUAGCGCAGCUGAAUUGGUUUUCGGCACUACCCUCCGACUGCCAGGCGAGAUGAUCACUCCAACCUCUCGUGGGUCCGACGAGACUCCUGACAACCUUGUGCACCGUUUGCGGCAAUUUAUGCGCUCUCUUUCCCCGGUUCCACCUCGAGCUCCAAUGACUGAAUCUUAUGUCGAAAAAGACUUGGACAAGUGUACUCAUGUGUUCGUCCGGUGUGACCGUGUGCGCCAGCCGCUGGAAUCACCAUACGAAGGACCGUUCCGCGUGCUCACGCGCAACACCGAGACCUGCCGGAUUCUUCGCGGUGACAAGGAGGACGUGGUCAGUGUCGAUCGGGUCAAGGCUGCGGUUGCAGAGGAGCCGCCGGAUCCGUAUAAAGGACAAAAAUGUGCUGACCCCCUAACCCCUGUUCCUCCAUCUUCCCUAUCCCCUGCUCAUUCAUCCUUCCCACUGCCUUGCCCUUCCCCUCCCUUGCCCUCCACCCCUCCGUCCCGCAUACUUCCUCUCCCUACUUGUCUACAGCAUCCAACUGCAACAUCAUCCUCUACCAUAGCACGCACUCAACCCUCUUCUGCUUACAUCACCCGCAGUGGCCGUCACGUUCAUUUUCCCGAUCGUUUAGUUACGCAUUUUUUCUGGACUUGUGCAUAUCCUCCGGCGCCGUAUUCCGUCGCCCUCCGGUCUAGAAAGGGUGUACUGUGGUGAGGUACCUGACUAAUGUAUCUUUGACAAUUUAGUCCCACUUUCUUUGAUCGGAUUGCUUGUUUGAAUGUGACGAAAAACGACACACCUGUACAACCUGCCUAGCUAGCGUGCUCCUCUGUCGUGGUCUGGUGUCAGUUUUCUUAACGUUCAAAAUCUCUAUAUUAUUCACUGCUCCGUUUUACUUGCUGCCUUUAAGGCUAGGGGCUCGUGAGAUAUAACUCGUUAAUUCGUGAGAACAUUAUCUUUUACGACAAGUUCGUCGACUGAGCAUAUUUUCCUCUGUAUAAGCAAUCUAGCCUUCUUGAAGCUAUCACAGUACGUUAAAAGCCGUGGCUUGGAAGGUUACCAAUUGCCGGGAUAACUUGGACAUCGCAGUCGGCCCAGCGUUGUGUGUUAGUGUGGAGUGGCCUAUCGGUGGUCUAAGAGUCAUUCUGCAAUGUCUUAAUGUGGACUCUAUGGCACUGCCACCUUGUGGGAUCCGAACCUGGUGUGACGGCACGCCAAGGUGCGAGUUCGACUGCGUUAGCCCCUUCAGUUGUUGUUGCUUACAAUCGUGGUCAUUUGCUGUGCACACCAUGGGGUAUGGAAUGGAGCGUCAAGGUGCGGGCUCGAUCAUGCUAUCCAACUGCGUCCUUCCCCGUCCGCGGUCUUCUUGACUAUAUCUUUACACCGGGUCCAGGUGGGGAAGGAGGUGAGAGUGCGAUAAAUGCAGCGCAAGUUCGCCACCACUACGUGCUAAAUCACGCUCAAGUUAUGGUGCCUGCUUCAUCUUGUUGUGGAGCACACGGUCGACAUCGUGGGGAACGACGGUUAAAUUGUCGGUGGUGGCGGCGGCGGCGGUGGUGGUGGUGGUCGUCGUCGUCAUCAUCGUCAGCAAUGUCGGCGGCGAAUCAGGGCUGUGAUCGCCAGUGGUGUUCGAAGUGGUCCCUGUCGUUGACGCCGUGGGGGCUGGUGUAGGGGUAACGAUGGAGACGCCUGAAGAGACAGCAGAUGAAGUUGUCGGGUUGAUGUUCCAUUGGCUCCAGUGAUACCCGACGAUGCCGGUUCGUUCGCGGAAUGCUCAUUGGCAACGUGGGCAUUUUUACGGGGGUGGUUGUUGUCGCGAGCCGCUCUUUAGAUUUUAGCACUGGCCAUCCGCUUGGCCUCACAGAUUACUGCUUCAGUCUUCACCGCCCUUCUUCAGGUCGGUCAGUCCUGAAUGAGGACUUCCCAGGUCCGGGUCAAUUUACAGUUAUUUGGGAGAUGUUUCCAUGGAGCCCUUGUAGCAUCAUUUUUGCCCGCCGUUUCGGCAAGAAGCCGUAGGCACAUCGCCAUAAAAGGGUCGCUUGAGUAUACGCUCGUCAUCCACCCUCACGAGGUGACUGCUACAUCGCGGUUUGAUCUGUUCCACUAUGUCUUGAGUGCUGAGAAUCCUGGUUCGUUUAGGAACUACUGCGUCCGAAAUCCUGUCGUACCUCCACAGCUUCGGUAUUAUUAGUAGAUGACUGAGGGGAUAGUAGGUGAGUUUGCUGACUUCAUUGACAUGGACGGCCUACGUCCCUUUCCCCUAUAGUGGAAUCGCCAGGAUUACCACCCUGUGCAUUUUGAGUUUCACAUGUCAUUGAAGUUGUGGCAGUUCCAGGCGGAGGCCUGGCUGACCUUUGGAGAUUCGGAGGACAUAUCCGUCAUCUACCUUGGUGUUGUUAGAGAUUAUGACGCGUAG
Messenger RNA from Spirometra erinaceieuropaei, 2533 nucleotides. NCBI's taxonomy places the organism in Eukaryota, Metazoa, Platyhelminthes, Cestoda, Diphyllobothriidea, Diphyllobothriidae. The record is from the annotation of a GenBank genome assembly.